AUGACGCUGCCGGUGCGGUCCAUGUUGCCGUCGAGCAUCUCGUGGGCCGACAGUCUGCGCGAUCGCGAUGCUGCGCUUCCUCUCUUUGACAAGAACCUCGCCCAAACGGUCAUUCCUUUUCCCGCCGCCGCCGCCGCAGCCGCCGCCGCAGCGUUGGGCGUGCUCGAGGCCCUGCUCGAGAACAUCCAGGGUCGGUGGUUCAGCCAGCGGCAGACGGUGAGCGUGGCCUUCGAGAGCGGGCCGUCGGAGGUGUCCAUGGGCUCGGUGCACACGGUGCUCGCCCAGGGCACCAACGACCCCUACUUUUGCGACUCCCACACCGACGAGCUCAAAGCCGGAGUGAUGACGAGGUCGAUAAAGUCGUGGGACAAGGUGGGCAACGUGCCGCGCAAGUUCGCCCUGUCGAGCGUGGGCGUGGGCGAGACCGAGUGCGUGAGCUCGGUGACGGUCAACGUGGUGCUGGUGCACAGCGCGCCCAACGACGUCCGCAUCACGCUCACGCGUGAGGGCAAGCAGAGCGCGCUGCCUCGCGCCACCAACAUGCGCACCACCGUCCUCCUCAAGGACUUUGGCAGCACCACCACGCCACAGCAAUUCACGGUGAGCACGGCGCCCGACCUGGGUUCGCUGGCGGGCCGGCCCGUGCGGGCCGACUGGCAUCUCAACGUGGAACACAGGGAUAACGCAACGGGGACGGGUUUCGUGCGCGACUGGUGGCUCGACUUUACCUCGGACAACUGCCUCCAUUUCCAAGGGGCGGAGGCCAUCUGCGGCUUCGGCCAAGGGCAGCUGUACGCGCGUGCCGCCACCGACGACGACAAUGUGUUCCUCGAAUGCCCCGUCGGCAGCAUCAUCUCGGAGAUCGUGUGGGCGCGCUACGGUCGCAUCGAGGGCUCGUGUGAGGAUGUGGCCACAAUGAGGCCGCUCACGGUGCACAACGCAUGCGAGGCCUCGGCGGCCACGGUCAAGAAGCGCGUGGCGAGCGCGUGCGUGGGCCAUACGUCGUGUGCGGUGCGCGCCGUUGACACGCUCUAUGGCGAGACCGAGGGCGAGCCGUUCCUGUGCGCCGACGAGCUGGUCGAGUGCCGCGAGGACCGGUCGCUGCGGGCCGAACGGUCGACGCGGCGGCAGGCGCGGUACGAGUCGCGCGAGCACCACGCGCAGGCGCACAUGGCGCCGGUGACCUAUGCCGGCACGGAGGACCACUACUUGAAGUCGACCAUGGUGCGCCACCACACGGAGCCCUUCUUCCGCCCGCGCCUCGACACCAACGGGAGCGUGGUGGUGGCGCGAGACCUGAGCAUGGAGUGCAGCUCGGAGCCGCGGGUGAAGAAGGCACUCAUGGUGCAGGCCCGGUGCAAAGAUGCCAACGCGGCGUUCAAGCACACGGACACGCCGGCCGUGGGCAAGAAGAUGGUGAUGGCGAGCGUGAGCGCCGACUUGGACAACGACUGGAAGGACGAGGUGGUGACACUGUUCGGAUACGAGGGCGGCCCGCUCCACGCCUCCUUCACGUGGGCGGGCGCCAACGGCGAGCCCACGACGGCGGUGGUGCGCGACCUGGCCGUGGGCGGGAGCGCGGUGGUGCUGGGCGAGGGCGGGCACAUCGAGAUGGCGACGGGCGACUUUGACGACGACGGCUACCCCGAGCUGGCCUUUGGCUUCGUCGACGCCAGCGGCGGCGGCGCGCUGCGCGUGUUCAUGUGGGAUCUGCGCAUGGAGUCACAGAGCGGCGUGGCCAAGACCAGCAUGCAGGACCUGCAGCCGUGCCAGGGGUGCUUUGCGGAGAGCGAGAAGCUGCGGAGCCUGUUCGCCACGGCGGUCGAGGUGGCGGUGCCGGGGAGCCCGAGAUACCCGAUCAUGCUCACGGGCGCGGCGGCGACGGCGGCCGGCGUGGAGAGCGGGAGCCGGCUGGACGCGGCCGGGUUCGCCUACUCGCUGGCCGCAGCCAAGGUCAACGCUAUGCCCUCCAUGCUGGCGGUGGCGUGGAUGGUCGAUCGGAGCACGGUCUCGUGGGCGCUCUUCCGGCAGACGUCGCAGUCGUCGGCGGCCAUGCUGUCGGACGUGCCGCACUCGCUGGUCUCGCUGCGGCAGCCGCACGCCGUGGCGGUCAAUCUGGGCGACUACGAGGGCUCGGGCCUGGCCGAGCUGGCGCUGGGCAUCGUCGACGACAACGAGGUCACGCUCUACCUCUACGCCAUCGACCAGCUCACGGUGGCCUUGAACAUGACGCUCCAGAAGACGCUGCUCAUCGCCGAAGCGCCCUGCCCAACACAAGAUGCCGAGAUCGAGCGCGACGUGUCGGUGAGCUGCUACGUGGAGCCCAUCAACCCGGAGUUCGCGUACCGCGUGCAGCCCUUCGUGUGGAUGGCGCGCUCGCCGGACGGGCGCGAGUACCUCAAGGUGGCCUACACGGCCGAGCCAGGCUACUAUCCGGGCGUGUCGACGUGGUGGGAGCGCACCUACAGCAAGCCCGACCCGGCGUUCAACCUGCCCUGGUGGUGGACCACGUUCAAGCGCGACCGCACGAUGCUGACCAAGGAGAUGGUGGCCACGCCGGCGGUGCCGCGCGAGGAGGGCGAGGUGGUCGAGGUGGCGGUGACGGUGCGCAACAAGGCGCUCGUGGACGCGCGCAACGUGAAAGUGGCGCUGUGGCGCGGGAGUCCCGACAACUGCCUCGACGAGGCGUGCCUGCUCGACGACAACGCCCUCAGUACCCUCUUGUUCCACGACAUGGCCAACAGCGGCUACACGCUCCAGACCCUGCGGCUCGACCCCACGAUCGGACUGAGCCCGGUGAUGGCGAGCGACGGGAGCGGGUUGACGAUCGGGUACCACGUGACGGCGACGGUGCUGGGCGACACGUUCACGCGGGCCAACGUGCUCGUGCAGCUGUGGCACGGCGGCGUGGGCGCCACGGGCCGGCUCAUCGGCACGGUGCUGGUGCCGCGCGUGAACGGCUCGACGACCGAGACCAAGAGGUCCGAGGUGUCGGUCUUCUGGGCGACGCGCAACCCGGCGCUGUUCGGCAAGCAGGAGCUGCACGCCGUCAUCCUGCACUCGGGCUUCUCGACCGAGGCCGCCAACGUGAUCUCGCACGUGUCGCGCACGGUGAGCGUGGCGUGCUACGGGCGCGUGGACGCGUGCGGGGUGUGCGGCGGCAACAACGGGACGUGCGACGGGUGCGACGGGGUGCCGCUGUCGGGCAAGGCGGUGGACGCGUGCGGGGUGUGCGGCGGCAACGGAUCGACGUGCUGCAUUCCCAAGCCAGCGCAGGCCCAGCGGCACUACGUGCGCAUCGACCACCACCACAACAGCAUCGACAACGGUGGGUCGUCGUCAUCGUGGUCGUCGAUGGUGACGCGGGCGAGCGUGGGCGACCUGGUGGUGUGGGAGAACCUGCUCGACCGGGAGGUGGAGAUCAUGGGCGGGGCCUACGACUACAAGGGCGCGCCCGCGGUCGAGCUGUCGCGUUUUACGGCCCAGCCUGACAACAGCGAUCAGCUUGCCGACCGUGGCAUUGACACCUUCCUUGCGCUCAAGACCUGGCAGGAGAACGCGCCCGCGGGCAGCUCGGCGCAGUACGUGGCGUCCACCAUCGGUCGGGUCGGUGUGGGCGUGCUGCGCGUCGGCAUCCCGGUGGGCGCCUCCUUCAUCCCGCUGGCCUUUGGCGUGCCCGUGCCCCCCACGGCCGCCAUUUCCGCCGUCGGGCCUCUCAUCAGGGAGGGCAUGUCGUUCGCCCAGAUGGCGCAGGCACGGCCCCGCAGCGCUGGCACCACCACGGCCGACGCGGCGAGCGCCAACAACGAAACGAUGACCAACGACCCGACGAUGACGACGAAGCAGCGAGGCAUGCGCAGCCUCAUGAUGGGCUCGUCGAGCCCCAGCAGCGGCGGCGGGGCCAAGUACAGCACGACGCUCAUCGACGCCGUAGCCGCGCCCGGGCGCGACGGGAGAUCCGCACUGGCGCCGGGUGCGGCGAGCGUGCCGCACCGGUUCUUCAGGCCGGGCCUCUACCUGUGGCACGACCAUCGCAACACGGCCAUCCACGGCGUCAUCGUGGUCGAGCCGUCGGACAUCGCCGUCGACGCGUGCGGCGUGUGCGGCGGUGACAACUCGACGUGCAUUGAUUGUCUGGGCGUGCCGCAUGGCGCUGCCCGGUUGGACACGUGCGGCGUGUGCUCUGAUCCGACGGCGGCGGGCUACACUCCCAACCCGCCAUCGACUGCGCCGGCGUGUGUCAUGGCUCGGCGGCGCUGGACGAGUGCGGCGAGUGCACGGGCGGCACCACGGGCCGGUUAA
This is a messenger RNA of Acanthamoeba castellanii str. Neff, 4302 nucleotides long. RefSeq names its product FGGAP repeat domain containing protein. Bases 1 to 4302 code for a protein of 1433 amino acids. The record is from RefSeq and is a predicted model, not a curated record. The transcript has 12 exons. NCBI's taxonomy places the organism in Eukaryota, Discosea, Longamoebia, Acanthamoebidae. Gene Ontology annotation, molecular function: carbohydrate binding.